Saprolegnia diclina VS20 is the source of this 267-nucleotide messenger RNA. RefSeq lists its product as hypothetical. The record is from RefSeq and is a predicted model, not a curated record. NCBI's taxonomy places the organism in Eukaryota, Oomycota, Saprolegniomycetes, Saprolegniales, Saprolegniaceae. Bases 1 to 267 code for a protein of 88 amino acids. Gene Ontology annotation, biological process: protein phosphorylation. Gene Ontology annotation, molecular function: protein kinase activity; ATP binding. The transcript is spliced from 2 exons.
AUGUGCAUGAGCCUCCACCACCCCAACAUCGUACCCUUCUAUGGGGUCAGCUCGGACACGACCUCAGUAUCCUUCAUCACGGAAAAGCCAGAGCGCGGCAGCCUCGCCAACGCCUUGGCCAAUGACACGAAUACACUCUCAGCGCUCGAGCGACUUUGCAUCCUCCUGGACGUGGCCCGCGGCAUGCAGUACUUGCAUAGCAAGCCAGUGCCAGUCUUGCACCGCGACCUUCGCGCCGCCAACAUCAACCUCUCGUACGUGGCAUGA